This is a messenger RNA of Colletes gigas, 466 nucleotides long. Its product is annotated as mitochondrial import inner membrane translocase subunit Tim13-B. NCBI's taxonomy places the organism in Eukaryota, Metazoa, Arthropoda, Insecta, Hymenoptera, Colletidae. The coding region runs from base 116 to 379 and encodes 87 amino acids. The transcript is spliced from 3 exons. The record is from RefSeq and is a predicted model, not a curated record.
CUUCCGGUGUACUUAACUAACCGGGAAGACAUGGUGGUUCAGAAGCACUAGUAGUAUAAAGUGAUUUUGAUUUUAAUAUUACCAUAUAAAAAAGCUUUAUCAACCACCUGUAAAUAUGGAUUCGCUUUCGUCUGGUUCUUUAACUAGGGACGAGCUUAUGGAACAAAUUAAACAACAAAUUGCCGUUGCAAAUGCACAAGAAUUGCUUACGAAAAUGACAGAAAAAUGCUUUAAAAAGUGUAUAAGCAAGCCGGGUACUGCAUUAGAUACUUCAGAACAGAAAUGCAUAGCAAUGUGUAUGGACCGAUAUAUGGAUGCUUUUAAUCUUGUAUCAAAAGCAUAUAGCGAUCGAUUACAAAAAGAGCGUAACAGAAUGUAAAAGUACAAAUUUUUGAAUAAAUUGUUUUUUUGUUGUAUAUCUUGUAGUUUACUGAACAACGAAAGUAGCAUUUCAACUAUUUUCCAU